Messenger RNA from Botrytis sinoallii, 555 nucleotides. RefSeq lists its product as uncharacterized. The transcript has a single exon. The record is from RefSeq and is a predicted model, not a curated record. Lineage: Eukaryota; Fungi; Ascomycota; Leotiomycetes; Helotiales; Sclerotiniaceae. The coding region runs from base 1 to 555 and encodes 184 amino acids.
AUGGCUACCUACAUACCUCCGAAAUCCUACUCACUUCCACCGUCUACGGCUUAUGUGUCAUCAAUAGUCAUUCCACCUGCUCGACCUGCAUCUUUAGACUCCAUAUCAACUGAAAGUUCAUGUCCAAACGCAGGAUCAAGAGCUUUAAGCGACUCUGAUCAGACAACGAAUAUCGACGAGGACUCCCGUAUCAAGCCGGUACAGCCUUGCAAUGGAGAAUCCAGGAAAGAAAUUGCUAAAGGGGGGGACUCAACCACCGAACCCCGGCGGAGUUGUACUCAAAGCGCUGGAAGAAAAAUUAUGAAAAGCUCCAGUUAUCGUAUAGAGACUGAAUAUCUCAAAAGUCCCGCCAUGCAUGCCUCUUUCGAGUUCGAUGAUGCCAAUUGGGUCAAAAUCAAAACAUUUCCUGAAAGAAUCAAGGACGGCAUUCGAACACUCUUAGAAAAGGGUUGGGAGUAUGGUAUCCGAAAAGAAGGUCCAUGCUCGAAAUCCGAUGAUGGUUAUUAUUCAAACUCAAGAAGAGACCAUUUGGUAGCGGAAGUACGUAUGUGGUGA